GACUGGCUAACAUCAACCGGUUUCACCACUGAUAUAUUGGAUAUUGGAAGUAACCUGAACGAGGGCGGUGUACUGAAUGUAACGUCACUCUUCAUACAAACCUUUUAUUACUUUGCUGAGGUUGCCAGUUUCUUUGUUACCUGGAUAAAAUAACAUUUCCACAGCAUUUUUCAUCAUGGUGUGUUAGUUCUACUUCCUCGUGGAAUGGGCACUCAUUCACUCUAUCACUUAGUAAUAUUAUUAGAGGAAACCAAGAAGAAAUUAUCAAAAUCGCUUUCAUACAGUUCUCCAUCCUUACCGUAUCCAUUUAUUAUUCGGAAGUCGCUAAAAAAGGCUAGGCACUCCGAAUUAAAUACUUCAGAUAUUCAAGGUAGCAGGCAAUUUAAUCAAAUUACUGUGGAGACGUAUACAAUGGAUACCUCAGAGUCGUGGGAUCUAGACAAUUGCGAAGAGAUAAGUUUUCUGUCGGGUAAUCCAACAGUCGAAACCACUGAAGGUAUCAUACAUAUAUACAAAAAUCAGAGAGAAGUUCCACGAUGUAAUGACAUGGUUACGAGCACUGUGCUAUGUUUCUUUUCUGUACCAUCUCAUAUAACAGUGAAAGACUUACUGAGGUUUAUUUCACCUAUGCGUAAUGUGAUUGUAGAGCUGAAAAUCGUAAAGGAUAGUACUCCAAAUCAGUAUAUGGCAUUGAUAAAGUUUCGUACACCUGAAGACACAGGCCAUUUUUAUGAUACUUACAAUGGCACUUCUUACAAUAAUUUGGAACAAGAAGCGUGCCAACUAAUGUAUGUCUCACAUGUAGAGAUCACGCACCCUUCUACAGGCGUUGCAUUUCCCACCAAAGAUUUAAGGGAGUUGCCUUCUUGUCCGGUGUGUUUGGAGCGUCUGGAUGAACCCGUGCAAGGGAUACUGACUACGAUUUUAUGUAACCACACAUUCCAUGAUGGGUGUAUUUCACAGGUAGAAGAUACCAUUUGCCCAGUUUGCCGUUAUGUCCAGUCACCUGAAAUGCUCUCUGACAGUCAGUGUGCAGACUGUGAUAUAAGAGAAAACUUAUGGAUUUGUCUCAUAUGUGGUCAUGUUGGUUGUGGUCGUUAUGGUCAAAAACAUGCACAGGUGCAUUUUGAGGAAACAGGACAUACAUUCGCCUUAGAGCUCGGCAAAACUUUGGUCUGGGAUUACGCCGACGAUGCAUAUGUUCAUCGGCUGGCUGUUAAUCAUGAGGAUGGCAAAUUAGUUCAGCUUGGACCCAAUAAUGAAACUGGUAACAAAAAGCUAGAUAUAAUUAGCAUGGAAUUCAGUGCCAUCUUAACAAGUCAACUGGAAUCACAACGUGCAUACUUCGAGUCCCAACUGGAUUUAAUAACUACUCAGUCAAAUGUUCGUCUCGAAGAAAUGGAAUCCCGUGUCGAAUCUGCCUUAUCUGCUGCGCAAACAGCCGAAAAGAAACUCUCUGAAGUCAUAAAAGAGAACUUAGUUAUCAGUCGUAAAUUGCAACAAAUUUUAACCAGUUAUAAUUAGCACAAACGUGUGUUACCCCAAGUCGUCAUGCCAAAUUUAAUAAAGAAAAUGUAUGAAAUAAAACCUAAAUAUUUAGUUUUGUAAAUACCCAAAUGAUGACUAGCAUCUUGUCCGAAGUUCAGUGGUACUUGUAGCCUGUUGGUAAAGUUGUACGUUACGAUCGUCAAACUGAAUGGUAUAACAUUAUGGUAAAAUCAAACUGGAUGGUCUUAUUUUUUAACUUCACGCCCUAAGCUUAUUCUUAUGUAAUUACAUCAAUACUUGUUUCUUUUAUUUUGAUAUGAAAGAUAAACUUAUUUUGAGAUAUCACGAAAAUGCAACCAACAAUCCAUGCGAUAUGCAAUCAAUUUUUUUUAAUAUAAAUAUAUUGCACAAACUUACCUAUUGUUCCCGAAACAUUUGAUAUCUCUAAAAUAAUCUAUUUUAAGGCAACAUCACUAGCUCAACGUUUACAAAAGGAUUUGGAAGAAGAACGUGCUUUAAAUCGAAGUUUACUUAUAAAUGAGAAAACCUGGCGUGAAAGAACAGAACAAGCGGAAUCGGAAGCGAAAACAGCCCGUGCAGAAUGUAGGGAAUUACUAUUAAACUUGGAAUUACGAGAUAAAUUAAAUGAAUUAAACACAAAUAAAGAGCUGACAAAAGAUGAACUCGAAACAUGUGAAAUCUCUUUGCAACCCAGUAGUUCACAAAAAGCAAGUCGAAGACGACGUAAACGCUAGAAUCUUUUCUACAUAGAUGUCUACUAAAGAGGAAAUGCUGUUAGAUGAAUGAUAUAAUCUUAUUACAUUUGACAGUAUUAUAUAUCUUCACUUUUUCUAAUCUAAUUGUCAAUUCACUCAAUCAUUGAUUUAGAAAAAUUUAUAUGUGUAUAUUGUUAUUAAUUUAUGGAAGGUAAUAUCUAAUUCUACUGUCUGCUCUCUUAUUCCAAAUUGUACAACCUUUUUUCUUCAUAUGUUUCGUCUUUGUUUUAACUUAAUAAAUCCUAAUUGUUUUAUGACUUCUAUUAAACUUCAAAAUAUAAAUAAUCAUAAAAUUAAAAUAGAUUUUGCAAAUCAUGUCUCUAAUUUACUUACAAAUGUUAACUAAACAAUAAUCAGUGUUGUACGAAUAAAAUGUAUUUUCGCUGUAUAUUGUAUUUCUUCAUUCAGAGUUUUAUUGGUGUGUACUGUCG
Molecule: messenger RNA, 2695 nt
Organism: Schistosoma bovis
Lineage: Eukaryota; Metazoa; Platyhelminthes; Trematoda; Strigeidida; Schistosomatidae
Source: the annotation of a GenBank genome assembly